Microthlaspi erraticum is the source of this 336-nucleotide messenger RNA. The record is from the annotation of a GenBank genome assembly. NCBI's taxonomy places the organism in Eukaryota, Viridiplantae, Streptophyta, Magnoliopsida, Brassicales, Brassicaceae.
AUGACUCGACCUACUGGAUCCAAAGCGUUUCCUGAAGCAAACGCAUUGGAUGUAAAGAAACCGGUGAAAGAAAACAAUUCUUUCCGAGGUCGUGGAGAAAAAGAGCACCAAGGAAACACCUCCCAGAAGCGAGAGACUGUUUGUUACAGAUGCGGUACAAAAGGACAUUGGUCCCGGAAUUGCCGUACUCCUAGGCACCUUUGUACAUUGUACAAAGAUUCCGCCAAAGGCAAAGGAAAAGAAGUAAACCUUGCAGAGCACUCAGAGGGAACAACCCACCUCGAUGCUUCUGACUUUGCAGAUGAUUUCGAUGACACCGUCCCAUCUGAAGUCUGA